This is a messenger RNA of Penicillium expansum, 1128 nucleotides long. RefSeq lists its product as uncharacterized. NCBI's taxonomy places the organism in Eukaryota, Fungi, Ascomycota, Eurotiomycetes, Eurotiales, Aspergillaceae. The transcript is spliced from 4 exons. The coding region runs from base 1 to 1128 and encodes 375 amino acids. The record is from RefSeq and is a predicted model, not a curated record.
AUGAACAUGACAUCUAUUUUCGGGCCCCCACCGGCGGGGAUGGAUCUCGCAGAAAGCAGAACUUCCGAAGACACUGCUGUUGCCGUGACUAUGUGUGUGCUUGCAGUAUGCACUAUUGCCCUUCGUCUCGUUGUGAGGGGAUAUAUCCAGGAAGCGAGGCUGGAGGCUGAUGACUGGCUGAUUGGAGCAUCUGGGAUCCCAUUGAUUGCAUUGCUUGCAUUAUCUAUUCUUGGUGGCACCUACGGCUUCGGUUUGCAUGUCUGGUGGAUAACAGUGGAGAAUAUGGUCAUAAUGAAAAAGAUCCUUUUUGCCUACCUCAUUGUUUAUCUAUUCGAGCUCCUUCUCAUCAAAGUCUCAAUCCUCAUGUUCUACCGCCGAAUUUUCGGCAUGAACUGGAUGAUCUGGGCCACCCUUCUCAUCUCCUAUGGCUGGUGCAUAGCAAGCAUGAUCGCAGCCAUAUGCUCCUGUGAGCCGAUUUCAUAUUUCUGGAACGAAAUCAUCGACCCUACGGCUGGUUCAUACCGGUAUAACUUUUACUACUACUAUGUUGGGAACGCGGCUGCCAACGUCGUGACGGACGUUCUUAUUCUGCUUGUCCCAAUACCUGUUAUUUGGAAUCUCCAAAUGCGGACAACACAGAAGAUUGGCGUGUGCGGUGUGCUUCUUCUAGGUGGAUUUGUCUGCGUCGCAAGCGGUAUUCGCAUCCAUUACAUCACCUACCUCCGCAACAACAUAGAUAUCACAUGGGCCUUAGGCAAUGUAGCCGUGUGGUCAAUCAUCGAGCCGUGCAUCGGAAUCAUUUGCGCCUGUCUCCCUGUCCUACAGCCAUUCAUCCGCUCACUGGCCAAGAAAGUGCCAAGCUUACCCACUCAGCAUAUUGGGACGUCUCGAAUGCCCAGUGUUAUACACAGAAUAUCUCUCCACAAACUUCAGAGAAGCAAGUCCGAUAUAAAAUCGAGAACAUGUCCUACGCACUUCGGCGACUCAGAAGAAGAUCUGGAUCCUCUUACCUCGAUGAGGACUCGAGUGGAGAUAGAAACAGAUCCAAAAGAGAUGUUUGGUGGGGAGCGGAAUCUUGAUCCUACGGCCAUUCGUGUUAAACGAGUGGUGCACUGGAGUGUUGAUUAG